AUGCACCGGGCAGCAGGUCCGGUCUUUCGGUCCGUCAGGAAGAUGGCGGCCUCAGGGGCGGAGCCGCAGGUCCUGAUACAAUACGUGGUGCUACGGAAGGAUCUGUCUCAGGCUCCGCUCUCCUGGCCGGCAGGAGCAUUGGUGGCUCAAGCUUGCCACGCAGCCACCGCAGCUUUGCACGUCCAUCGUGAACACCCGCACACGGUAGCCUACCUCCAGGAGCUGGGGCGCAUGCGCAAGGUGGUCCUCGAGGCCUCAGAUGAGACCGUCCUCCGGGAGCUGGCGCAGACCCUGCAGCAGGGAGACAUCGACCACGUGCUGUGGCUUGAGCAGCCUGAGAACGUUGCCACUUGCCUUGCACUCCGGCCCUACCCCAAGGAGGACGUGAGCCAGUACUUGAAGAAGUUUCGAUUGUUCAAGUGACCACUGCCGUGGUGCAUUCCAAUGUUAGCUGGGUGCGGAAGUGCCCUGUGACCAGACCACGAGCAAACUGAUGUCCUUCCGGUGUCGGCCGCUUCCAGUCAUUAUAGCUCCCCAACAGUCAAAACACACAUGCUCAUAUUAAAGCUGUCGUUCAUAAAUACUUCCUCUUGUUGUUCUUAGAAGGUCAUGUGCAGAAGAUGAGAAGCAGUGUUGCCUAGGAGUCAUUUUUCAAAUACAAGAUUUUGGUAGAUUUAUUUUUGAAAGGCAGAGUUACAGAGAGAGAUGGAAAGUCAGAGAAAGAGAGAUCUUGCAUCU
This is a messenger RNA of Ochotona princeps (American pika), 738 nucleotides long. RefSeq names its product peptidyl-tRNA hydrolase domain containing 1 (gene PTRHD1). The record is from RefSeq and is a predicted model, not a curated record. The transcript has 2 exons. Lineage: Eukaryota; Metazoa; Chordata; Mammalia; Lagomorpha; Ochotonidae. The coding region runs from base 1 to 423 and encodes 140 amino acids. Gene Ontology annotation, molecular function: peptidyl-tRNA hydrolase activity.